AUGCCUGUUACAGGUGUCUUGACGGAGGAGCAUACUUUUAAGCCGGAGGUAACGGCCUUGUCGUCUCCACGUAAUUGGCGAGAAGGGGAUAAUAGCGAAUCACGAAAGUCUCCAAGUGCAGCAUCAGAGAGAUCCUCAACAGGACGUCCCAUCGCCCAGGAUGCUCUGCGAAGGGAUGCCGAGCAGAGGGCCAAGACGGGGGAGAUGGCAUUCCUUAGAAUGGCUCUACAAGAAGCCUUAGGCGAGGUUGAGAGAUGGAAAGGGCGUUGCGAGGAGGUUACCCUAGAACUUCGCCGAGUCAAAUCGAAACUAAAACAGCGAGAGGAAGAGGUCUCAGAUCCCUUCAUAAGAUGGUGGAGCUUCGGGGAUUGGGCAACUCGUCGCGGCAGAGAACUCUACAUGAAGAGAGGCCGGCGACCGAGUCCCUGUCGAGAUGUCGGCGACGACUGGCAGAAGCAGUAG
This is a messenger RNA of Perkinsus marinus ATCC 50983, 462 nucleotides long. RefSeq lists its product as hypothetical. NCBI's taxonomy places the organism in Eukaryota, Perkinsozoa, Perkinsida, Perkinsidae. The transcript is spliced from 6 exons. The coding region runs from base 1 to 462 and encodes 153 amino acids. The record is from RefSeq and is a predicted model, not a curated record.